AUGGAGCGCAAAGUAUUUUUGGUUUGUUCGGUGUUGGGACUGGUGUUUUUGACGUUAUACCUGACGAAACUUGAAGAGAGAGUCCAGAAAAAUUUAGAAGAAAAAGUAAGUGUUAUUCAGAGCCUGCAUGAAAGGAAUGUGGGAAUGGUAAAGAAGGAAUUUAAUUACAAAUUUGAUUCGUUAAACACUGACCUUAGCAAUAAACUAUUGAUAUUAGAGGUGGAUAGGGAGGAGUCCUGCAGUUUUAUAUGGAAGAUAACAAGCUUUAAAAACAAGCUGAGACAAGGAAAAAACAAUGAAAGGAAGUGCAUUAAAAGUGUUCCGUUUUACGCGUAUGGCUACAAAUUGAUGCUAAAAUUGUAUCCAAAUGGCUAUGGAAUUGGAGUGAACUCUCAUCUCUCCAUUGUUAAUGAACACUCAUCUCUCUCAUUUGUUAAUGUAAGGAAAGGUGAAUAUGACGGCAUGUUACCACGGGUGUUCUCAAAGCAAGUAACAUUUACAUUGAUCGAUCAACAAGAUAAUCGAAAUCGUCGACGGCUGAAUGUUGCUAAGGGAUUUACUGCAGACUUUGAAAAGCCUACAGAAAAUAGGACCAGUUCGGAGUGGGGAUUAAUAAAAUUUGUAUCACAUGAUGACUUCUCGGAAAGACGUUUUGUUGUUAACGACACCUUAUUCAUUAAAGUUCAAGUAGAUUCGCCAAGAGUUACGUGA
Messenger RNA from Orbicella faveolata, 711 nucleotides. RefSeq names its product TNF receptor-associated factor 4-like. The record is from RefSeq and is a predicted model, not a curated record. NCBI's taxonomy places the organism in Eukaryota, Metazoa, Cnidaria, Anthozoa, Scleractinia, Merulinidae.